AUGUCUAGUCUCCCAAAUCACAUGCCUGUGAUCGUAUGUGGCCGGUCCACGGUGAUCGGAAAGCCCAUCGCAGAGGCCUUGUUACCCGAAUUCGAAGUCAUCCACUUCAUCAUGACCAAUGAGGCGGCUCAAGCCGAGAUCCCUCACGUUCUCGCCGGGCGAGAUCCCCAAUCCCCCGACAACAACGAUGUAGGCUCGGGAAACUACAGCAAGCCCGCCCGCGCAGUCGUUUUUGGUCGAGGAUAUGCUCAAGCAGAUGUCGAGGCUAUCCGGGUCGCUUGCGAAGGAGUGAAUCGGGAGCCUGUGCUUUGGGUUGUUGGUGACGAUGCCAAAGCACCUGCUCCUGGCGCGCCACCACCUGGGGAGGGAUAUGCUAAGAUGGCCGCACAGGGCACAAAGAAUAUUUUAACAAAGUGGAAAGAUGAUGGAGCUGAUAAGGAUGAGGUUGUUAUUUACUAA
Molecule: messenger RNA, 459 nt
Organism: Penicillium verhagenii
Lineage: Eukaryota; Fungi; Ascomycota; Eurotiomycetes; Eurotiales; Aspergillaceae
Exons: 2
Coding region: 1-459 (152 amino acids)
Source: RefSeq, a predicted model, not a curated record